Messenger RNA from Arachis duranensis, 742 nucleotides. Its product is annotated as transcription elongation factor SPT4 homolog 1. Gene Ontology annotation, molecular function: zinc ion binding; RNA polymerase II complex binding. Gene Ontology annotation, cellular component: DSIF complex; nucleus. NCBI's taxonomy places the organism in Eukaryota, Viridiplantae, Streptophyta, Magnoliopsida, Fabales, Fabaceae. The transcript is spliced from 6 exons. Gene Ontology annotation, biological process: positive regulation of DNA-templated transcription, elongation; mRNA processing; regulation of transcription elongation by RNA polymerase II. The record is from RefSeq and is a predicted model, not a curated record. The coding region runs from base 156 to 503 and encodes 115 amino acids.
GGGGGGUUGAAGUUUACUAGUUGUGAAUGUCAUCGUAAAAAAGAGGAGGGAGAGAGGUUGAAGGCGAGGGGGCAAAGAGAGAGGAGCAGUUGACUGCGGCGGAGACCUCGUCGUAAGCGGUGGAGCCGGCGUUCAAACAUUUUGAGCUUGCAAAAAUGGCAAGUGCACCUGCACAAAUCCCUACAAGCUUUGGCCAUGAGUUGAGGGCUUGUCUUCGUUGCCGCCUUGUCAAAACCUAUGAUCAGUUCAGAGAAUCAGGUUGUGAGAACUGCCCAUUCUUUAAGAUGGAAGAAGAUCACGAGCGUGUUGUUGAUUGCACCACCCCCAAUUUUAAUGGGAUCAUUUCAGUCAUGGAUCCAACCAGGAGUUGGGCUGCCCGCUGGUUACGUAUUGGAAGAUUUGUUCCUGGUGUUUAUACUCUUGCUGUCUCAGAGGCUCUUCCUGAAGAUUUACAGACCAUAUGUGAAGACGAGCGCGUUCAGUAUGUUCCUCCCAAGCGUUAAUGAAAUGCAUAGGGGACUUUGUGACUUCACUUUUAAGCUGAAUUGUGUGUGAGUCUGUAGUUGUGGGAUUUUCACUGUCCAUAGUUGUGUUCCGAUGUAUUUUAUAGUGACUGUUAGAAUUCUUCAAGUUCUGUUUCGUGUUUAGUGUUUCUCUUUUGAUGAACAAAUGAACAGAUGACGAUUUGUUCUGAAGAGAUCAUGAGUGACUUUACUUGAUCAAAAUAUCAACGUUUUAUUUA